Funneliformis caledonium is the source of this 651-nucleotide messenger RNA. The record is from the annotation of a GenBank genome assembly. Lineage: Eukaryota; Fungi; Glomeromycota; Glomeromycetes; Glomerales; Glomeraceae.
AUGUCUUCAAGAGGUCUUGGUAGUUAUAAUGGUAAAUCAAAAAGUUAUGGUAGUUAUGGUGGUGGAUUAGAAGGUCAUGGCAGUCAUGGUAGUAAUGAACUAAAAGGUCAUAGCAGUUAUAGUAGUAGUGAACCAAAAGGUUAUGGCAGUCGUAGUAGUGGUGAACCAAGAGAUCAUGGCAAUUAUAGUGAAUCAAAAGCUUUACAACGUAAAUCUCGCAAUAAUUUGAGCGGAGAACUAGAAGAAUGUGAAAAUACUGACGAGCAUAGUGAGUAUGCUACGUCCCAUCCCCUCGUACAUGGAAAAGAGCGUCCAGUUACAUUAAAAAAUAAGAACGAAAAAGAAAACUUAGCACUUGUCGGCCCCCAGGAUUUCUCUUCAUUCACCGAUGUCAUCAAUUUAUUCCAACAGGAGUUGAAGGAAUACAAGAAAAAAAGAAAUGAGAUUUUCAAUUUAUUGCGACAGGAACUCAAAGAUUCAAAAGAAAAAAUCGAAACUGUUUCGUAUUCAUCAGUCACUACAGCGAAAUACUCAAAAUUUCUUAUGCAUUCUGGAUUUAAAAUUGAUAGUUUGACAUAUCAAAAAAAUUUGCAAAAGAAAGAAAUACCUGCCUUCGAAUGGUCUAACCACACUGAAAACUUUGUGGAAUAA